GAAAGAAGGAAAAACCUGACCACAUGGUGAUAAGUUUCUCAAUAUCUAUUCCAACGUAGUUCAUAUUACGCAUUUCUAAGGAGUGUACAGCUAGCUCGUCACUCUAUUUAAGCUGAGCUUGCAUUCUCAAAAAUUCAUAUGCAACUUCUUUUUUCUUUAAAAGUGUUUUCCUCCUCCUUUUUCUUUCUUUAAUGGAGAAGAAUGAAAUUGUUUAUGAAUUUAAACCAUUUUUAAGGGUUUACAAAGAUGGUCGAAAAGAGAGGAUUUUUGUCAGAAAAUCUAUUCCACCAUCUAUGGAAGACCCAAAAACAGGUGUUUCAUCAAAAGAUGUUAUAGUUACACCUGAAAAUGGUGUUCCUUCAAGAAUCUAUCUCCCUAAAUUAACCCAACAACAAGAACAGCUCAAUAAACGGUUUCCACUUCUCCUUUACUUCCAUGGACGAGGUUUUUGUGCUGAGAGUCCUUCAUCUCCAACUUACCAUAACUAUGUUAGUUCUCUAGUUGCGGAGGCUAACGUGGUUGCCGUGUCAGUAGGUUUUAGACUAGUACCUGAACACCAUCUUCCUGUUGCCUAUGAUGAUUCCUGGGGAGACAUAGAAUGGGUACUUUCUCACUCUACAGGACACGGUUCUGAGAACUGGUUGAACAACUAUGUCGACUACAACCGAGUAUUCAUGGCUGGCGAUAGCUCGGGUGCUAACAUUUCGCACAACAUGGCUAUGCGGCUGGCUCGAACUCAUCAAGAAAAACAAGUGCUGCAUGGUUUUCAGUUUUCUGGCGUUGUUUUGAUUCAUCCUUAUUUUUGGGAUGUGAAACCCAUUGGUUCCGAGAAGAAACAUAUGAGUAAGAAGAUAUUAGCGGACGGACUUUGGCCGAUUAUAUAUCCAGCAUCGUCUGGUUAUGAUGAUCCACUUAUCAACCCCUGCAAAGACACUAACCUUUCAAGCUUAGGAUGCAGAAGGUUACUAGUUUUUGUUGCAGAGGAAGACUUAGUCAGGGACAGAGGCUGGUUGUACUAUGAAACAUUAAGAAAUAGUAAAUGGAAUGGUGUUGUUGAGAUUAUGGAGUCACAAGGGGAGGAUCAUGUGUUCCAUCUGCUUAACCCUGAUUCUGAAAAGGCCGUGAAGAUGAAGGAAUUAGUGGUUUCUUUCCUCAACCAUCAGGAGCAUAUUCCCAGUCGGAUCUAAAUUUCUAUAAAAGCUUUAUAUACGUGCAGAAUAUAUAUAGUUGUUUGGAGUGUAGUAUCAGGCUCAUGUAAAAUAGGCACACACAGCUUCCAGAGAAUGUUAACUAUUUAUUUUAUUUGUUCCAGUACAAAAGCUAAAAUCCUCAUAACAGAAGCAAAAUAAAAGCAUUAUAUAACUUUUACUUCUCCUGCAAAAUAGAAAAAUAGAAUACAACUAGUAA
Molecule: messenger RNA, 1407 nt
Organism: Papaver somniferum (opium poppy)
Lineage: Eukaryota; Viridiplantae; Streptophyta; Magnoliopsida; Ranunculales; Papaveraceae
Product: probable carboxylesterase 13
Exons: 1
Coding region: 192-1187 (331 amino acids)
Molecular function (GO): hydrolase activity
Source: RefSeq, a predicted model, not a curated record